CUUUUUGCUUUUCCAAGCAUCCAUGCAUAUCCAUGGCAAACUAAUUUACCACCUCAUUUUAUAUUUUCAGUCUGUUGAUAGAAAAAAUGUUCUUGUUGAACAGAUACAUUAGGUCUUCUGUUUCAAAAAUUAAGUGUAGGAGAUAUCAACAAACCCAAGCAAAAGUGCAAUACCCAAAUAACUUACCUAAUGGACCAGUAUUCAGAAAUGCCCAAUUUUUUUCUGAAAGAAUAGCUCUCAGAGAUAGAAUUGCAGGAUAUACUUAUGCCAACAUUUUUGUGAGUGCCAAUGAACUUUCCAAAGAAAUCACAAAAUUGGUUCAGGGGCAUACAGGCGAGAGAGUGAUGUUUAUGUGCCCCAAUGAUGUAAAUUAUGUUAUAACUUUGUGGGCCAUCUGGAUGUCAGGACAAAUAGCUGUACCUCUAAGCCCUCUCCACCCGAAAAACAUCCUCCUUUACUAUGCCAACGACACCAACUCCAAGCUGAUUGUGACCACUCCCGAGUAUGCUGACCUUAUACAGAGGGUGUCCAGAAACACCCACAGUCGCAUGCACGUGCUCGACGACAAGAUGCAACUGAACUGUGCUCAAAAAGCGCCGGUGAGCCAAAGUGACCUAGACGGCGGCUUACCUCUGGAAUUUUAUGAUAACAGCAAAGCUCUGAUUCUGUAUACUAGUGGAACCACUGGAAAUCCUAAAGGCGUCGUCCUCUCCCACAAGAACCUCCAAUGUCAGAUAACCACCCUGGUCGACGCGUGGAAGUGGACCCAGAACGACGUCAUCCUGCACACGCUGCCCCUCCACCACGUGCACGGCAUCGUCAACGCGCUGCUCUGUCCGCUCUACGUCGGCGCGAAAACCAUCAUGCUGAACAAGUUCAACGCCAACUCGGUGUGGACGUACCUGCUCGGCAUCAACGCCAAGCCGGACGACAGGAGGAUAUCCGUGUACAUGGCCGUGCCGACCAUUUACAGCUUGCUGAUCGAAGAGUUCGAGCGCGUCUUCAAGGACGACGCCAAGAUGGUGGAGUACAUCAAGAACACGCUCAAAAACAAGGUUAGGUUGAUGGUGAGCGGUUCGGCGCCGCUGCCUGUGCCCGUGUACGAGCGAUGGAUGGAGAUAUCCGGUCACAAACUACUAGAAAGAUAUGGAAUGACCGAGUCGGGCAUGGUGUUGUCAAACGAAUAUAAUUCGGAUCGCGAGCCUGGUUUCGUAGGGGUACCAUUGCCUGGAGUUUCAGUGAGACUAGUGGAAAGUGAUGAAGAGAGCGGAGAACUCAGAACUAUCCUGGAAUGCACCAACAAUAGUGGCAGUUUGGAUUUUGCACAGAAAGUUUACAAAAGCGAAAAUCACAAAGGUGAAUUAUUGGUGAAAGGAGAUGGCAUCUUCAAGGAAUACUUCAAUCGGCCCGAAGCCACACGCAAAGAGUUCACUAGUGAUGGCUGGUUCAAGACAGGCGAUUUAUGCGAGUACGCAGCAGACAAGAAAAAAUUCAAAAUUCUGGGUAGAAAAAGUGUGGACAUCAUCAAAUCGGGUGGCUACAAACUGAGCGCGUUGGAAAUCGAGGUGCAACUUCUGGCACACCCCGACAUCAAAGAAUGCGUUGUAGUCGGAGUCGAUGAUGAUAAAUGGGGGCAAAGAGUGGUGGCUUUCGUAGUGCUCCGAGGAGAAAAAGAAAUGGCCUUGGAGGAUUUGAGAAGCUGGGCAGAUGAAAAGAUGCCCAAGUAUUGGGUGCCCUCUGUACUGAGAGUUGUGGAGUCUAUACCAAAAAAUGCGAUGGGAAAGGUCAACAAGAAGGAAUUGGCCAAGGUAUUCAUUUAAAAUGUUGACGCGCUUCAUUUUGCACACAUUUGUUUUGUUUUCCAAAUUCUGAAUAUGAUCACCAUAAGCUAUUUUUGUAUGAACUUGCAAUAAUCAGACAUUAUCUUCUCAAAAUUUUCUUAUCUAUACAGGGCUUGAAGGAUCGUGGAAAGGUUAUUGUUGACAUGGUUGAGAUAUUAAGACUGUUUGUAUAAUUAAAUUGAGUUUAUUAAGGU
Messenger RNA from Phaedon cochleariae (mustard beetle), 2035 nucleotides. The record is from the annotation of a GenBank genome assembly. Lineage: Eukaryota; Metazoa; Arthropoda; Insecta; Coleoptera; Chrysomelidae.